AAAAAAAAUCAAAACUUUUUGUUACCCAUUUCAGGAUUUACCAUUUCCCUUAAAACCCAAGUUUUAAUUUUGCUAGAAAUUGCAUAAAAAUUAAAACUUUUUGUUUUAUUUAAAAAAAAUGACAGAAAUACUUCAAUCCCCACUUCAAGUAUCUUGUUCUCAAAGCUCUAUACUAGAUGACAAUGAUGUUUUACUUCAACAAACAUCAUCAUCAAGUAAUCAUUUUUCUCCAUCUUCUACAUCUUCUCUUAUUAACCCUUGUUCCAAUUUGUAUGCAAUAGGUGUAUCUAUAUGCAAUAAUAUUAAUACAAAUACAAAUAAUAAUAGUAUAUCACAAGAAAGGGAAAGGAAAAAGAGGAGAGAAAGAGAAGAUCAAGGAGGAAGUGAAGUGUCAAUUUUGGAUGUUUUUGUGACAGUUUUUAGGAAAUCUUUUGUUGGGUCUUGUAAUAGUGUCAAGUUUCAAGAUUAUAGUAGUGACAAUAAUAAUAGUACAAAAAAAUCAUCAAAAAUGGAGAUUGGUGUGCCUACAGAUGUUAGGCAUGUUGCUCAUGUUACUUUUGAUAGGUUCAAUGGGUUUCUUGGUUUGCCUGUUGAGUUUGAACCUGAGGUUCCAAGAAGACCUCCUAGUGCCAGUACAAGCGUGUUUGGGGUCUCAACUGAAUCUAUGCAGCUCUCCUUCGAUUCUAGAGGAAACAGUGUGCCCACAAUUCUUUUAAUGAUGCAGAGGCGCUUGUAUGCUCAAGGAGGCCUUCAGGCAGAAGGAAUCUUUCGAAUCAAUGGUGAUAACGGGCAAGAGGAGCAAAUAAGGGAGCAAUUGAACAAAGGAGAGGUGCCUGAAAACAUUGAUGUACACAGCUUGGCAGGGCUAAUUAAGGCGUGGUUCAGGGAACUGCCAAACGGGGUACUCGACUCGAUUGAGCCUGAGCAGGUGAUGCAAGCCCAGUCAGAAGAAGAGUGCGCUCGGCUCGUGAGGCUGCUCCCGCCAACUGAAGCUUCAUUGAUGAAUUGGGCUGUAAAUCUGAUGGCCGAUGUUGCUCAACUCGAACAUUUUAACAAGAUGAAUGCCCGUAACAUUGCUAUGGUGUUUGCACCCAACAUGACUCAGAUGGCGGAUCCAUUGACUGCAUUGAUGUAUGCUGUGCAAGUUAUGAACUUUUUGAGGACAUUGAUUGUGAAGACGCUGAGGGAACGAGAAGAUGUUAUAGUGGAGGCAGGACCCGCGUCACGGUUUGAUCAUUUUGAAGAAGACAACGGCCCCCAUUGUUCAUUUCGUGGGACGGUUGACGAAACCAAUGAGAUGAACACUGGGGAGGAUCAAGAUUUUUCUAUCAAAGAACCCACCUUGGAAAGCCAUGAGGAUACUCCUCAGGAUGAAUCCGCUUCUGAACGUCAAAGUGAAAGUCAAAGACAAAGUCAGACUAAUACGUUUGAAGAAGAAACCAGUCCUACAGUGGCAGAAGGUGGUGCUAGGGUGGUUGGAGCUCCUAAGACUAGAAAUCCACAGGUGAGCAACUCCAACUAUAAGAAAGGAUUGAGAAAAAAUGUAGAGAAAAGCAAAGGAAGCACGAUUGUGAGCCGUCUAAACUCAAGAACUGAGAGGAUUGAAGCCUGGCGGUGAAGUGGUGGAUCACGGUGGUGGACGUGGGUGAUGGGAUGUUAUCUAUUUUGACCGGUGGUUGGAAAAAGUGAAACUUUAUGUAAUUUGGUUUGGAUGUCUAUAUUGGUAUAUGCUAUGCAUACCAAUGGUUUGUUUAUGUUUUUAUUAUGUGUAUUUGGGGCUGUUGCUCCUAUUAUUAUUUUCUGGGUUUUGUUCAUCUUAGGGAUCUUUGUUGACUAAUCUUACAUCUUGACUUAAUUAUGUUAAUAUAAUAGAAGUUUGACUACAGGUUUUAUUUUGA
Molecule: messenger RNA, 1898 nt
Organism: Erigeron canadensis
Lineage: Eukaryota; Viridiplantae; Streptophyta; Magnoliopsida; Asterales; Asteraceae
Product: rho GTPase-activating protein 5-like
Exons: 5
Coding region: 119-1618 (499 amino acids)
Biological process (GO): signal transduction
Molecular function (GO): GTPase activator activity
Source: RefSeq, a predicted model, not a curated record